AUGAGUUUUUGGAAGGACGUGAUCGAUUCCCUGUCUUCAGUCUUCUCGCCCGAGAAUUCAACUUCUCCCCAGCAAAGACGUAGCCUCGGGCGCAUGGAGGGCGUUGCUGGGGCUCGGAUUUCCAACGAACUUUGCGCCUAUAAGUUGAAAGGAUACUGUGAUCUAGCAACCAAAGAGAUCGAUAAGGCCGUGAGCAACGAAGAAGAGGGCUUGGUCGAUGACGCCAUCGUCCAUUACAAGAAUGCCCAGCGUAUACUAAUGGAAGCGAGUUCCAUUUCUGCCCCUUCUUAUAUCAGCUCCAGUGAAAAACAGAAGGUCAUAUCUUACCGUCAGAAGAUCUCAAAGUGGCAGGGCGAGGUUUCUGAGAGACUGCACGCUUUAAAUCCAAGCACAGGUUUGUCAUCAACAUCAACUUCAAGAUCUCACCAAAAGGAAAAACCAUUGACUUCUAGACAAGAUUUGCCAAGGAGGCCAACAAGGAACGGUUCAGCACUUGGUAAUCAGAGCACGAGAGCUAGCUAUGUAAAACCGCCUGGAGAAUCCUCAAAUAGUUAUGAAGCCAAAUUGGUUGAAAUGAUAAAUACAGCUAUAGUGGAUAGGAGUCCUUCUGUUAAAUGGGAAGAUGUUGCUGGUCUCGAGAAGGCGAAGCAAGCCUUAUUGGAAAUGGUUAUUUUGCCAACAAAAAGGAGAGAUCUGUUCACUGGACUUAGAAGACCAGCCAGAGGCCUACUUCUGUUUGGACCACCUGGAAAUGGUAAAACAAUGCUUGCCAAAGCAGUUGCCUCAGAAUCACAGGCAACUUUUUUUAAUGUUUCAGCAUCUUCUUUGACAUCAAAAUGGGUGGGAGAGGCUGAAAAGCUUGUUCGCACUCUGUUUACAGUUGCUGUAUCAAGACAGCCCUCUGUAAUCUUCAUGGAUGAAAUAGAUAGUGUGAUGUCAACUAGGAAGGCUGAUGAGAAUGAUGCUAGCAGAAGGUUGAAAUCUGAAUUUCUGAUACAGUUUGAUGGCGUGACGUCUAAUUCCAAUGAUCUAGUAAUUGUAAUUGGAGCGACAAAUAAACCUCAAGAAUUGGACGACGCAGUUCUUAGGAGGCUGGUUAAGAGAAUAUACAUUCCACUACCUGAUGAAAAAGUUAGGAGGCUCCUUUUGAAGCAUAAACUCAAAGGACAGGCUUUUUCCUUACCUGGCGGCGACCUUGAGAAGCUUGUUAGAGAGACAGAAGGGUACUCUGGAAGUGAUCUACAAGCACUGUGUGAAGAAGCCGCAAUGAUGCCAAUUAGAGAGCUUGGUGCCAGUAUUCUCAAUGUCAAGGCCAACCAGGUGAGACCCCUAAGAUACAAUGACUUCCAGAAGGCAAUGACAGUAAUCAGACCUAGCUUAAGCAAAAGCAAGUGGCAAGAACUUGAGCGGUGGAACGAAGAGUUCGGCUCAAAUUGA
This is a messenger RNA of Linum trigynum, 1437 nucleotides long. The record is from the annotation of a GenBank genome assembly. NCBI's taxonomy places the organism in Eukaryota, Viridiplantae, Streptophyta, Magnoliopsida, Malpighiales, Linaceae.